This is a messenger RNA of Panicum virgatum (switchgrass), 409 nucleotides long. RefSeq names its product protein RADIALIS-like 3. The transcript has 2 exons. The record is from RefSeq and is a predicted model, not a curated record. The coding region runs from base 110 to 409 and encodes 99 amino acids. NCBI's taxonomy places the organism in Eukaryota, Viridiplantae, Streptophyta, Magnoliopsida, Poales, Poaceae. Gene Ontology annotation, molecular function: DNA-binding transcription factor activity.
CUGGAAGCUAUAGCAGCUACUAGAUCGAUCUGCUAUAUAUCUGUCUGCCUAUCUCAACAGACCCCGAUCAGUGAGUGCUCCAGAUCAGAGCUCGAACACGACGACGACAAUGGCCUCCGGCGGGCCGUCGUCUAACUCUAACAGGGGCUCGUCCCGCGUGUGGACGCAGCGGCAGAACAAGCAGUUCGAGUGCGCGCUGGCGGUGUACGACAGGGAGACCCCGGACCGGUGGCACAACGUCGCCCGCUACAUGGGCGGCGCCAAGUCCGCCGACGAGGUGCGCCGCCACUUCGAGCAGCUCGUCGCGGACGUCGCCGAGAUCGAGGCCGGCCGCGUCCCCUUCCCACGCUACGGCGCCGCCACCGCCGACGACGCGGCCAGCAGGUCCAAGUAUCUCAAGUUCCAGUGA